This is a messenger RNA of Pyricularia grisea, 2426 nucleotides long. RefSeq lists its product as uncharacterized. Gene Ontology annotation, biological process: Golgi organization. The record is from RefSeq and is a predicted model, not a curated record. The transcript has 5 exons. NCBI's taxonomy places the organism in Eukaryota, Fungi, Ascomycota, Sordariomycetes, Magnaporthales, Pyriculariaceae. Gene Ontology annotation, cellular component: endoplasmic reticulum-Golgi intermediate compartment; endoplasmic reticulum; membrane. The coding region runs from base 1070 to 1978 and encodes 302 amino acids.
AAUUGAUCUUCUGUCUUGUGAUUACCUUAGCCCAAUGCAUGCGCCCGAUGAGCAGAUAGAUGUCAACCAUACUCGAGUGGGAAUCGCCUGCACAAGAAAUUGAAUCGGCACGGGCUUUCCGAGCUAUUAGUACGCAUAACUAAGACUAACGGCAAAAAUUGCAACUCAGAAGAAAUGUCGUCACUGAGAACAGAUCGUCAGAUGAAUGCAGUACUUCACUCGAGAUCCACAAGGGGCCUGCCUAUAAACCAGUCGUAUAAAUAUACUCUUCAAGACCAAAAUAACUCGUUUGCAUUAAUCGUAUAAACAGCAUCCAGAUCACUUUAGAUUUUUUUCAUUUGUGUUGCUAGGCAUCCUCUAUUGUCCGAACACUAAGUAUAGUAAUAUUUUCGAGCCUUGUCCUGAAUUUUCGUGUCCAUUUUUUCUUUCUUUCUUCAGCCCACUUCAUCGACAAUUCUUUUUUUUUUCUUAGUUCAGCUCCAGCGUACUUCCCAGUUGCCUGCAAGCCACAGCAACCCACGGACACUGCCGGGCUCUUGUCAGAACCCCCGGUAUCCACUGGUCGUCGCGCUUAUCCACACUCCACCUGUCGAAGCUUGGGAAAAAGGACACAGUUGUUUUAUCUAAGCUUCUAGCCCCCGUGAAGGUUAAGGAGCUCCCCUCUAUUGUAAAAAAAAGCCUCUAUCCCCAAUCUAGCUCUUUCUCAAGAAGUCGUUUUAGUCUUUUAUCAUUCUCUAUUCCCAUUGCUCUACUUUAUUUUUGUUCAUUUCUACAGACAAAACAACACCACGUUGAGGUUUAUUUUUUUCUCACAUUUACUGAUCAGACUCGACCGUCUUUUUCGAUUACAACAGGAACUCGGCCCACAGAUAGCCUUGCCGUUGUAUUCCCCAUAAGUUUGCCCACGCACACUAGCGAAGGGUACGGCUCGAAUCCGCGUCACACCAGAAGCGCUCGACCACCUUGUAAUUUUUUUGUGCGCUUGGCCGGCAACAAAGGACAAGCCAUAACAAACCUCCGGAUCUCUACAACAACCCGCUUGCACAAACUCCCGCCAGAGCUAGCAAUAAUGGCGCAACGAGGACCUUCGGGCUACGGCAUACCGAAUGCCCCCAACCCUUUCGGAGGCCCAUCAUCACAGCCUGACAGCCAAGGCAGCGCCCUGGAUGCCAUCAGGGAGCAAACGAGCAAGAUCGAGGACAUGUUGGACUCGAUCUCGGAGCCCGUCAAGCCAUACCUUCCAGCCAUCGGCCGCUUUCUUAUCGUGGUUACCUUCCUUGAGGACGCCCUGCGGAUAAUGACGCAAUGGAAUGACCAAGUCUACUACCUUCGUGACUACCGUGGCUUCCCCAGGGGCUUCCCUCAGCUCUUCCUCGUCAUCAACGUUAUCGCCAUGACCAUCUGCUCGGGAAUGGUCAUCACCAGGAGAUUUUCAGAAUAUGCCGUCGGUGGUCUCAUCGCCGUGGUUGUCACCCAGGCCCUCGGCUACGGUCUCAUUUUCGAUCUCAACUUCUUCCUGCGCAACCUGUCGGUCAUGGGUGGCCUGAUCAUGGUCCUGUCGGAUUCCUGGGUGCGCAAGACCGUCAACUUUGCCGGACUGCCGCAGCUCGAGGAGAAGGACCGCAAGAUGUACUUCCAGCUUGCCGGCCGUGUUCUGCUCAUCUUCCUCUUCAUCGGCUUCGUGUUCGCUGGCGAGUGGAGCAUCUGGAGGGUCAUGGUCUCCAUCAUCGGCCUGAUUGCUUGCGUCAUGGUUGUUGUUGGAUUCAAGGCCAAGUUCAGCGCCACUCUCCUGGUCGUUAUCUUGAGUAUCUUCAACCUCUUUGUCAACAACUUCUGGACUCUUCACGAGCACCACCCCCACAAGGACUUUGCCAAGUACGACUUCUUCCAGAUCCUCUCGAUCGUUGGUGGUCUGCUUCUGCUCGUCAACAGCGGCCCUGGCCAGUUCAGUAUCGACGAGAAGAAGAAGGUAUACUAAAAGAAAUAAAAACGACGCAUCACGCUAUUGAGCCUGUCGGGAAGGUCGGGGGAGAGUUUUGUGGAGACCUGGUUCACCUCUAUUACUUUUCACGAACGCGGUUUCGCGGCGGCGCAGGUCUCCUGCGGCGAUGGGGCAGUGUUUCCCCUGACUGGAUAUUUGCAGCAGGCGUUUGAUUUUUGUUCUUUUUCCAAGGGGGCUCUACCUUUGAACAGGGCUCAUUUUGGGGGUUAGGGGGGUUUUUUCAAAAAGAAAGAAAGAAGAUUCAAGCAGCACGGACGCCAGAUCACAUGGCUGUGGUCUGAAGAGCACGAUUUGGGCUUUGACGUUGGCAAACCGGCAGGGGAAGAAUUUUAGCCCCAAACGAUACUCUACUCUUCAGCUUUGACGUUGCAGACUUGUGUAUAAAAAUUCAAUUAAACAAAGAUGUUACGAUUCUGUUUUAAGA